Trichechus manatus latirostris (Florida manatee) is the source of this 1776-nucleotide messenger RNA. Its product is annotated as olfactory receptor 150-like. Lineage: Eukaryota; Metazoa; Chordata; Mammalia; Sirenia; Trichechidae. Gene Ontology annotation, cellular component: membrane. The record is from RefSeq and is a predicted model, not a curated record. Bases 357 to 1307 code for a protein of 316 amino acids. Gene Ontology annotation, molecular function: G protein-coupled receptor activity; olfactory receptor activity; odorant binding. The transcript has a single exon. Gene Ontology annotation, biological process: sensory perception of smell; G protein-coupled receptor signaling pathway.
AGCAGAGCCACUAAGUGAGUUUGAACUGCUAACCUUAAGGUUAGCACCAAGUGCUAAACCACUGUACCACCGGAGCUCAGAACACUCAAUAUUCUAAAUUAUCAGAACAGUUCUUUAGAUCUUCAGAGACUGGUCAGUACUAAGACUUACUUUUAUUGCACAGAAACAGAAAAAAAAGAUAUAAUUCUAUCUUGUUUAUUUGCACAAUCCAGCGUCUUUAACUUCCAACACAGAUCAGGGACAGGGAGAGAACUGGAGAUACCUGACUAAUAAGACUUGCUUUGGUUUCAGGCUGCAUAAAUAAACACCUACCUCAGAUUUGUUCUUCUCUUCCUCUAGAAACUGUCCAGAGGAAAAUGGCAGCGGGAAAUCACUCCAAAGUGACUGAGUUCAUCCUCGCUGGGCUAACAGAAGCACCAGAACUCCAGCUGCCCCUCUUUCUUUUCUUCCUAGGAGUUUAUGUGUUCACAGUGGUGGGGAACCUGAGCAUGAUCACCCUGAUUAGGCUCAGUUCUCACCUGCACACCCCCAGUUACUAUUUCCUCAGCAGUUUGUCCUUCAUUGAUCUCUGCUAUUCCACUGUCAUUAUCCCCAAAAUGCUGGUGAGCUUUGUGACAGAGAAGAACAUCAUCUCCUACCCUGAAUGCAUGCCUCAGCUCUACUUUUUUGCUUUUUUGAUUAUAUCAGAAUGUCAUAUGUUGGCUCUGAUGGCAUAUGAUCGCUGUGUUGCCAUUUGUAAGCCAUUGCUUUACAAUGUCACCAUGUCUUAUCAGGUCUGCUCUUGGUUGGUAGUUGAGGUAUAUAUGAUGGGCUUGAUUGGUGACACAGCUCACACAGGUUGCAUACUAAGAGUGGUUUUCUGUAAGGAUAAAAUAGUCAGCCAUUACUUCUGUGAUCCUUUUCCACUACUGGAGCUCUCCUGCUCCAGCACUUAUAUCAAUGAAGUGGUAAGUUUGUGCUUCAGUAUAUUUAAUUUUCUUGCACCAACCUUGACCAUCCUUGGCUCCUAUGUCUCCAUUAUUGCCAGCAUCCUGCAAAUCCGCUCCACUGAGGGCAGGUCCAAAGCGUUCAGUACAUGCAGCUCCCACAUCUUGGCUGUUACAAUCUUCUAUGGUUCUGCAACAUUCGUGUACCUGCAACCAUCAAAUGUCAGCUCCAUGGACCAAGGGAAAGUGUCGUCUGUGUUUUACACCAUUAUUGUGCCAAUGCUAAUUCCACUGAUCUACAGCCUGAGAAAUAAGGAUGUCAAAGUUGCUCUAAAUAAAAUCAUUGAGAAGAGAUUAUCUUGCAUUAACGAAGACUUCUAAUUCUUGGAGAAGAUUUGGUAAGGAAGAAAUCCAGAGACUGCAACAUGUAUACAGAAGUAGUGAGAUUAUUGCCAACACUUGAUUAUUUGGAAGACAGGUGCAAAGGCUAAGACUGGAUUCAUAGUGUCACAUGGAGGGCAGUCACAUGGAGGGCAGUGUCAAUUCUAGGAAUUUCCAGAGGUCACCCGUAGUAACACAUGUUACCUUUAAUUAUUUUUUUAAAAAUUUUCAAAGGCCUUCAUGUGGGAAGAUUACAAUUUAUACACAUGGGAUUUGGUACUUUGUUAGAUAAGACUUACCUAUCAUAAUUAAUAGAAUGAUCUGUUUGGUCUGUAUCCUUUGAUGAUCGUAAUGCUUUGCGUAUUUGGCCCUUGUUUACUAAUAAGUGUACAGAUAAACUCUUCUGGAAAAAGUUGUUUCUAAAAUAAAUUAUUUUGAAUCAUUUGCAAUCUACAAAAUUCAAUCCCUA